AUGGAACUCUAACCAAAGUAUCAAAACUUUUAUCAAUUACUCUAUUGUACAACAAUUAUUAUGCUUUGUUACACUUUCUAAAAUGCAGGAAAAAGCAUUUCUUAUAAUAUUUAUAAUUCGGUAUUGUUAAUCUUAUAUACAGUAAGGGCUAACAUUUCUUUAUUCCAUGUAAUUUACUAUCAACUAUUUCAUAUCUCCUAUAGCUUUGCUUUUUAUGGAUGCAAUCAUCUAAAAAUUAUCUAUGAGCACUGUUCUGUAUUUAGGAAGCUAUAAUGCUUUUGCAUUUUUAUUAGGAGCUUUUGUAGUAUCUUCUUGUUAACAAGCUGAUUUAUUUUAUUGUAAUGUAAAUACAUUAACAAUUGCCAUUGCUAUAGAAACUUUAUUAGGAGGAGUGGCAUCUUGUUUAUUUUUUGUAGGAUAUCCAAUCUAUAUCAAUUCAAUUUCUAAUCCUUAGAAUAAAUCAUAUUAUUUUGGUAUUGGUUAUUCGAUAUAUUCUAUAUCAAGCUUUUCUGGUAACACGAUAGGAUAUUUUACUUCAACGAAAAUAGAGCCAUUUUAUUAUUAUUCAAUUUUAAUAUUAGGGUUAGGAAUAACAUAAUUAUUUUUGUUUAAAGUAAAGGAUUUAAGAGAUAGAAGUUAAAUAGUAAAAUAAUCAUUUAAAAAAAUGUUUAAGUAACAAAUUGAAUAAUUAAAAAAUGCAUUUAAUAAUAAAGAUUAUUAAGUUUUUGUUCCUUUUUUAAUAUUUUGUAGUAUGCUAUAGGGAUGUUAUUUUACAUUUUUACCAGCUCUUUUGAAACAUGUAUAAGAUGGGAUUACAAUAAAUGAACAUACUUUUUUGCUUUAUUUGAUCGGAGGUGUUGGAAUGAUGUUAGGUGGAAUAGGAGCAGGUAAAUUAUCUUAGAAGGCUAAUUUAUUUAUAGUAGGUUGGUGUUAAAUUUUGUUUGCAAGUAUUUUUGUAAUUUUAGGAAUUGCUUCUUUUUAUUGGAAGAUAAUAACAACUACUUAUGCUGCUGGUUUUUUUUGUGGAAUAGUUUUUACAGGGAGUGAAUCAUUGGCUGCUAUGAUAACAGGUGUAUUAGUAUCUGAUAAAAGUUAUUAUUUCGUUGCGAAUGAUAUUUUAAUAGUAAAUGUUAUUAUAUAAUAUUAGUGUAUAGGGAUAGCAUUAACAUCAAGCAUAUCUUUAUUAUUAAGUAAAUCUAAUUUUGAAGGUAUGAUUUAUGUAAUAAUUGGAAUAUUGAUUUUGAAUAUUUUAUCACUUAUUCAUGCUUAAAGAAUCUUUAAAGCUACAAUUAAGAAUUCUAAAGUAUAAUUACUAGAAUGA
Messenger RNA from Paramecium sonneborni, 1321 nucleotides. NCBI's taxonomy places the organism in Eukaryota, Ciliophora, Oligohymenophorea, Peniculida, Parameciidae. The record is from the annotation of a GenBank genome assembly.